Messenger RNA from Paramecium sonneborni, 1542 nucleotides. Lineage: Eukaryota; Ciliophora; Oligohymenophorea; Peniculida; Parameciidae. The record is from the annotation of a GenBank genome assembly.
AUGAGUAAUGAAAAAUGUUAAGAACAUUAAGAAGAAAUUGUGGCAAUCAACAUAAAUGAGUAAACUAAUUAAAAAAGAGGAUUAUGCACCAAAUGUUUGAUUAAUAAAUAUAACAAUGAACUUAUACAUGUUCAAGAUUCUAUUGAAAAGAUUAAUUAAGCAAAGUAAUAAGUUAAAGAAGAGAGAUCCAUUUAAUUAUAAAUUAAUUUACAGAAUAUCAAUAAAUUAAGUGAAACUGUUUAAGAAUUGAAAAAUUUCUACAUUCAAUAAAUUGAUAAGAUUAAUUCUACUAUUAAAAAGUGGUCAUAAUCAAUUUAAAAUGGGGAAUCAAACUUUAUUAAUAAAGUAAAAUCAAAAUAAUCAAAUGAUUAUUAGGUUUUUAUCAAAUUUAUUAAGGAAGAAGAAAAUAACAUGAAACUCUAUUAAUCUACAUUUUAAAUGGAUAUUUACAAAUAAAUUCAAUCAUUAAUAGAAACAGAUUUAAUUAAAAAGUGUUUCAAUUUCCUAGAUAAAACACAAAUAAUAAUUAAAAUUAUUGAAUAGUAAGAUCAAAAAUAAUAAGAAUUCAAAUCAUAAUAAUUAAAUCCAUUCACUUAUAAUUUAAUACAAAAGAAUUCAAUUAAAUAAACUGAAUGGUGUGGUGCAAUAGCAUUCAAUAAAGAUAAUUCAAUUGUUUUAGUUGGUUGUGAAAGUAAGAUUAAAGUAUUUGAAUUCAAAUAAGAAUAGUUGAAAUAAACUCAACUUCUAAAAGAACAUUCAAAAAAUGUUAAUACUUUAAAUUUUAUGAAGAAAUCCAGUUAAUUUAUUUCAGGAAGUGAAGAUUCAAGUAUUAUAAUAUGGUCUAUGAAUGAAAAUAAUUAAUGGAUUUGCAAAUAAAAAAUAAAUGGACAUUCAAGUUAUAUUUAUUGUUUAAUAUUGAACAAUAAUGAAGAUAUUAUCAUAUCUGGUAGUGCAGAUAAGAAAAUUAAAUUUUGGAUGGAGUAAAAUGAAUGGAAAUGUUCAUAAACAAUCACAGAUCAUACUAGUAAUGUAUAUGGAUUAAGUAUGAAUGAUUAAUAGAAUAAAGUGAUUUCUUGUAGUGGUGAUAAAUUAAUAUUAAUAAUAGAACAGUCAUCAAAAGAUUAAAAAUGGAAUGUUGUAUAAAACAUAAAAGUUGAAUAGUUUGGUAACAGAAUAUGCUUUAUGAAUGAUGAUGUAUUCACCUUUUAACCUGUUGGUAAAGAGUAUAUGCAUAUUUAUGAGAUAAAUAAUACUAAUAAAUAGUAUUCAAAGACAAAAGACAUAGUACUUAAAUCUAGAUAUUAAGAUUAUAAUUGUUUAUUUCCUUAAUAAUAUAUAAAGUAGAAAUGUCUACUUGUAAAUAAAAAUGCAGACAAUAUUAAUUUGAUAAGGACCAACCAAAAUGGACAUUUUAUAACUGAAUAGUCAAUUGAUUUUGGAACAUAUAAUUUAUUUGGAUCAAUGAGUGAUAAUGGAGACUAUUUGAUUACAUGGGAUGAGAAAUCUUAAGAAAUUUAAAUAAGAAAAUAUUAAGAAAAGUGA